Molecule: messenger RNA, 772 nt
Organism: Lolium rigidum
Lineage: Eukaryota; Viridiplantae; Streptophyta; Magnoliopsida; Poales; Poaceae
Product: 54S ribosomal protein L51, mitochondrial-like
Exons: 3
Coding region: 140-499 (119 amino acids)
Biological process (GO): mitochondrial translation
Cellular component (GO): mitochondrial large ribosomal subunit
Molecular function (GO): structural constituent of ribosome
Source: RefSeq, a predicted model, not a curated record
CCACGCCGGACUCCGCCUCCUCUCUCCUCCGCCCGCCCUUGCUGGCUUGAGCACGCGCCGGCCUUGCCCCUCCGCCGCCUUUCCUCUUUUCUCCACCCGCGUAACCUUGCUGGUCUGGAUUGAUCCCGAACGCGGCGGGAUGGCGCUGAGGGGCGUUUGGCAGCUGCAGAAGCUCGUGGUGAACUACUGCGAUUGGGGAGGGAGCAGCAGGGGGAUCAGGGCCUUCAUGGAGUCUCAACUUCCAGCUUUGAAGGAAAAGAACCCCCAGUUAGAGGUGGUGACACAGCUUGUCCGUGGUCAGCACCCCAACUUGAAGGGCAUUUACAAAAAUCACAACGAGAGAGUGGUCUGUGUCAGAAAUUUAGCACCCGAGGACAUCAUGUUGCAAGCUAGUAGGCUGAGGUGUUCUCUGGGCAGGAAAGUUGUGAAGCUGAGAACCAGACAUGUAACGAAGCGACCAAGCGUGCAGGGAACAUGGACGACGGAACUGAAGAUGUGAAUCAAAGUUCUUAGACAAGCUGUUACACUGCUCCUGAUGGUGCAUUGACAAGAACUGUUUCAGAUCCAUCGCAAGAACUUUGUGCUUCUAUUAGACCUACCUUUUGUCGGUAGUUUACAGUGUCAUUCUGUUCUCCUUUUGUUUGAGCCAUAAUCUGAUAAUAAUAUGUAAACCUGGGAGAUUCUUGUUAGCAUCGUCCGUCUGGCGGAUCUGAGUGUCAGGUAUUGUCUUAGACCGCAGAAAAUUGUUUUAAAGGAAAGGGUCUGCAUGUCA